Amyelois transitella is the source of this 3631-nucleotide messenger RNA. RefSeq lists its product as uncharacterized. The record is from RefSeq and is a predicted model, not a curated record. Lineage: Eukaryota; Metazoa; Arthropoda; Insecta; Lepidoptera; Pyralidae. Bases 149 to 2113 code for a protein of 654 amino acids. The transcript is spliced from 8 exons.
GAGCGGUUGAUAACCGUCGCUUGUCGUCGCAGUAAAGUCUAUUACGAUUUUGUUUUAAUUUUCUUUUAGCUUUUAUUUUACUUCUUUAUAAUUCUGCUACUUCGGGAAAUUGUCUUUUGUGAAAAGAAAUUGACGUGGAAUCGUCAUUAUGGAGGCAGCGUCGGUUGCUGAACGUCUGAACAAGCUCCGGGAAGAGAGGAUUGCCAGGGAAAAGGCCAGGAUUGAGAAGUUACGCGAACUGAACCUUAAGAAAUAUAACAAAAAUGAACAUCAGAGGUCUAUAUCUAACUUAUCCCUGUCUAAAAGCAAAACUGAUAUUGCUAACCCUACAAAAACAAAUACGACUGGAUCAGUUAAAAACCAUAUGCACAUGAACGGUGGAUUUAAAAGACCCACCACAGUGCCCACUGUUGGGCAAAAAGUUCCCAACAAUAAAGAAAAUAAAACUAUAAAUGUUAUGAAAACAAAUCCUACAACAAAUGUUAUUAAAAAAGAAAUUGUACAAAAAGUCACUGUUGAUAAAGCAAAAUAUAGUUCUGGAAAAAUAGAAGAAAUUAAGAAAGAUAAAACACUUAACAGUACUGGUAUGACCAAUGUUAAGCCUACAAGUUCUAAAACUGAAAGACCUACAAUAUCUGAAAAGAUACCUGUAGCUAAAGCUGUUAAAAUAGAUGAUAAUAAAGUUAACUCUAAUAAGUCUAUGGUUAGAAAAAGUAUGGCUCCUAAAACAGAUAUACCAAAACCUUUGCCAAGAAAAAGUUUGCCAGCUUCCAAUUUCAAAACUAAUCCGAAUGCGGAAUCCGUUUUCGACAGAUUAUACAAACCGAAACCUGUUGCUAAAAAGGAGGUUGACAAUGUGCAAAAACUGCAUUCUGACACGAAUUAUUUGAGAAAGUUGAUCAAGGAUUCCGGGUUGAUCAUGAAUAAGAGACAAACUGUUUUUGAUGUAAAACCCAAGAAAGUAGUGCCCGUUAGAAGAUCUAUAUCGGCUGUGCAUUUCAAACGUAUAAGCAAGAAUGAAAUAGGCAAUUGCAUUCACAAAUGGUCCUCAAUAGGCGAGAAGUUAGAUAAAGUGCAUUUGCAAGAUAUUAAUGAAGACGAGAAUGUCAAAGGUGAUAAAGUAAUUUCGGCCAUUAAAAGUGAAAGGAAGAAAGUGAAAUUCCAAACGCCUGUACCAUUAAAUUUUAAUACACCAAGACCGGAUGAGAUGCAAUCCAAAUUGCAGAGUUGGUUGCAAAAACGCGGGAAAAAUAUUGAGUCUUAUCAUCAUUUACAAUGCUUCGGAAUACAUCAUUUAACACAGAAGAAUUUAAAGCCAUUCGAGCCUCCUAAAUUGGACUUUGAUGAUGAGAAUAAAGAGAAUAUAGCUUUAGAGUCUGAUAGUGAUGAUGAUUCGUAUACGGAGAAUAUGAAUGAGAAGGAAACGGUGCCGGAGCUGGAUAAGUGGAGGCAGGCAAGUUUUGUGAGUGACAGUGGUGAAAUGAACGAGAGCUGCAAUACAACGAUGACUUCAGGAGAGGUGAUGCAUGUGCAUCAUGUGGAUGAACUGUUGACCGGAGCGUUGAAUGAUUUGACCGAGUUACUUCGAGAAGGCUUCGAUUGGGAGCAAUGUGCCCGCUGGCUUCGUUCCAUCCGCGAGAGGUUCCCGUCCGCCCCAGACAACGCUGCCUACUGGGAAUGCCGGGCUGCCCUGGAGGAACGGAGGGGGGAUCUGCCUGCCUCUGUGCAGUGUUGGGAGGAAGCUAUCGCCAAGGGAACUGAGCGCUCUGUAGUUGAAGCAAAUCUUGAUCAGCUUUUGGACAAAUUCAUGCAACUGAAGAUAAGUCCCAACAGCGGCAAGCGGAGGCAGGCCGACCCCAAAAUGGUGGACGUGAAGAAUGUUUUCAAAAGCACAAUCAUCAGAUUUGCCGUACAGCAAGCGAAACUACGUAAAUCAAUGCAGAAUGAGCCGCCGAAGUACACGGUGACGCCGGUCCGCCGCAGCGCGCGGCUCUCCGCGCACUGGAGCUCCAAGCGGACUCCGCUGCAGAUUUGCAGUAGCGUCCGGCAGGCCGGUGAAAUCGUGCAACCGUUGCAGUUCAUACCGAACUCUCAACUCAGCGGGACGCCUUGAUUUUUGUAUGUUUAUCAUUGUUUAUGUGUUAGAAAUAAAAAAACGUAGGUUAAAUUGGCGCAAGUUUUGCAAUAGCGCAUUUAUAAUGAUUAAUUAUGUUUGUGUUUAUUAAUUCAUAUAUAAAUAAUUAAUAUAUAAAUUACGCAGAUUGAUCUACCGCUCUCGAACUUUCGAGACUUGUGUUAUACACAUAAAGAUUUGAUGCAAAUUUCGAAUAAAGUGUAACUAUGGCUCCCAUGGCUUUUGUAAAGAAAAAUUCACGAGGUUUUGGAUUGUAGUUACAAAAUAUAUGAUUAGAUUACAGUAGUACCAUUCUUAGGACUCGUGUCGGCAAGAUUCGAUGGCGCAGAAUAGCGCAACCUACCGACGUAUCUAACCGAAUGAAAAUCCAAUCCAAUAAAGACCUUAUUACAAGUACAUUAAACUUAAAAAUUUCAGUCUGCUAUCUCGCUUAUACUAGUAGUACAAUAGCGGACAGUUCAGUUCGCGGGUUGAAAUAUCGCGCUCUUGGCCCAACCGCUCAAAUACUUUCGCGCCGAACAAAAUUAAGACUCCUACGCAGAUACAUCGGUGUAACUAUACAAGCGGUAAUACUGUAUAGUUAGCUAUGAUUUUUCCGACUUGACUGAUUUGAACCGCGAACCAACGUUAGUAUCCCGUGCAGGGUAGACAGAGCCAACAGUCUUGAAAAGACUGUAAGGCCAUGCCCAAUGGAAUUGAGAUUCAAAUAGUGGCAGGUUGAUAGUCCAUCGCCUGCAAAAAGAAUACAAAGUUUAUUAGCCUUUUCCUUGGUCGCUUUUAACGACUUCCAUAGGAAGAGUGGUUCUAUUCUGAAGUACCGAGAAUAACUCGACAUUUACAUAUUUUUGAAAACAUUUCACUGAGGGAAUUGGUUAUUUGGAGAUUUUUCAGAUUUUUUGUUUUAAUUACUACGUGGUCACUUAGUGCCUUCUAUUUUUAUGAUAAUUGACGCUUUAAAUAAGGAAAUUGUGUGUAUAUCAUAAUAUACUUUAUAUGAUACUCUUAUUUUUACUUUUAAUUUGUCUUUAUGUUGCAAUUUCUUUUCAGUUUAUAUUUUUGUCGUACUUGUGUUGUUAUUAUGACCAUUGAAUUAUGUUAUUAUACUAAGAGUUUGUCUAACGAAAGAUAUUGCUUGACAUGGCAGUGAUUUUAAUAAUUGUUAGAUUUUUCAAUUAUUAUAAAAUAUAAAUACACAAGCAAACAUAUCAUGUAUAUUGUAACUACUAAUAAGUGGUUGCGAUUAAUGCUAAUAAUAACUACCUUUAUAAUUCUUUUAAAAUAUAGGGUACUUAUAUUUUUUCAAUAAAAGCUUAGCCUAUCUUAUACUUGUAACAAUUUUUAAGGUAAUCUUUCUAUAGCCAAACUGUUAAGUAUUAUUGAAAAACAAUACUGGUAUUUGUCUACACCAAAGCCUGUGUAAGGUGAAAAUGUAAAUAAGUUAUUGAAUUAGUUUUAUUCUGUACGCUUAAAACUUUUUUCCUUAUUUCUGUUUUUAAA